AUGGCCGAAGUCCCAGAAGAUUAUGAUUCUGACCAAUAUGAAACUCAAGAGACUAAAAGAACUAAAUCUCCAAGAUCUCGUAAAUUGCAUACUUUCAAAUCAGACACCGUGGUAGAGGUAACCCCUGAGAUGCUCCCAGAGAUCGACCGAGAGCCAAAGAAAUUUAAGACUGAGGAAGAUGACUUUGAAGAGGGGAAGCCAGGGAAUGCAGAAAACGUACUGCAAGAGUCAGCCAGGACGCCCGAAGAAGAAAUUCCCAAGGAGACCAACAUGGACCUACCUAGCCAAACUGAAGCAGAGAUAACGCAAGUGUUGAAGUUAGAGACAUCAUGGGAAGCAGGAAGAGAGGACUUGGAGGUACCAGUGGAUGAGAAACAUGAGGAGCCAGACCUACAACCACCAUACGUUUCAGUAGAUUUACUAUUCACAGAACCACCUGCAGAAACAGAUCCAGAGCAAAACACAGUAGAUUUUCCAAGUGAAAAACCAAGAAAAUCGGUUGAAGAGGAAGAUCUACCUCCAUUAAAGAUGACCAAGUCCGAAAUUACAAAGACACAAGAAGAGUCAGCUGAAGAGAAAAGUACAGAGCCAUCUGAGGUGACUAAGCCAGAGUUUCCAGGCCAGACAAUAAGAAAAUCUACCGAGGAAGUAGAUAUUAAGCCUCCAGAAGAGAUUCAAAUAAAGUCCAUAGAGCAGAUAGGCACCGAGCAGCAGCCUGAGCAGAUUAAGCCAAAAUUCCCAGGCCAGAAACCAAAACAGUCAAUUGAAGAGAAAGUUCCAGCGCCACUGGAAAAAAUCAAGAGGGAGUUUUCUGGGGAAGAAUCGAGAAAACCAAUUGAUGAAGCAAGUCUAGAGCUCUCAGAAAGGGCGACCUCAGAAGUUUCAAAGGAAACACAAAGUUCUUUUGAGGAAAAGAUUCCAGAGACACUGGAAGUGGCUGCUCUGGGACUCCCAGAAGAGAUAGAACCUGAUGUCCAGGGGGAGACACAGAAAAAGUCAGUUGAGGAGAAAGUUCCAGAGACAUCAGAGGAUAGGAAACCAGCAGGUCAAAAAGAAAAGCGGAGAAAAUCAAGUGAGAAGUCAGAAUCAAAGGGAACAUUAAUAGAGUCAAGUAAGAAGAAGACUCCACCGCUACAAGAACAGAUGGAUGCAAAUUUGCCAAAGAAGAAACAUCAAAAACCAGCUGAGGAAACAGGGCGAGGGCCACCACACAUGACCAAACCAGAAGUGCAAGAGAAGUCACAGCCAGCACCAACCAAGGAGCUAGAGUUAUCCAAUGAACCCAAACCAGGAAAGUCAGCUACAGAACUCCCCAAGGACCACAGGCCAGGACCAAGCAAACUUAAGUAUCCCGUAGGCAAGGAUGAGCUAGUAUUUCCCGAAUAUCACAAAAAGACGGCAGAAAAAGAAACUAACAAGGCUAAAACUGAAAAUGAGUUUAUGGUAAGCUCUCCCAGAGAAAGUGUUGAAUCAGGCGGUACAGAUAAUGAACCUCACGAACUCCUCAAAGUGCUUCAGACGGAAAUCAACGAAGUACAUCCAACCGAUCCUGCUUCGGAGUCUUGCAUAGAAUUGAGAGAUUCAAUUACUGAAAAGAAAGUUGUAGUUUUACCCCAGGGGUCAGAGAAUGAAACCAAGAUCAACAAAAGUGUGAGCCCGCCAUUUGAACACCUUAAGUGGACCGCAGAGAAUGUGGCACAGUGGGUUGGCGAGCUAGGCUUCCCUCAAUACAAGGAGUGUUUUACCGCAAACUUCAUCAAUGGUCCCAAACUCAUCUACGUGAACUGCUGCAACCUGCCUCAGAUGGGGAUAACUGAUUUUGAAGACAUGAAGACGAUAUCUCGUCAUAUUCGAGAGCUUCUGGGCAUCGAAGAGCCGCCGUUCAGCCGCAGCAUCAGCCUUCCCUACAGGGACAACAUUGGCUUGUUCUUAGAGCAGAAAGGUCACAGUGGAGUCAACUCCGACUCCCUGACCUUGUCUGAAUUUGUUAAAGCGGCGGGGUUGCAGGAGUAUGAGCCGGAGUUGGACACCGUGGACAAGCAUGAGUCCUCACUGCCAGACAACAGCAGCCAGGAAGAAAACAAGGAAGCAUUACUGCAAACACCAGCUGUGGAAAAGAUGCAAGUAAACGGACAAAUGGCAGAAGAGCCUGAGAAACAGCUUCACCGCAGCCUCACUCCCUCGGAGACUGAGUCCUUUCCAAACCAGGUGGAAAAGAUCAGGGAUGUGCAAACAUUCAAAUCAGCAGAGCCAGGUUUAGAACAGGCCGGGGUAAAGCACAGAAGGCUGAAUCGUGCAGUCCGACAGAAAGGCCGCUGA
Molecule: messenger RNA, 2319 nt
Organism: Chionomys nivalis (European snow vole)
Lineage: Eukaryota; Metazoa; Chordata; Mammalia; Rodentia; Cricetidae
Gene: Samd15
Product: sterile alpha motif domain containing 15
Exons: 5
Coding region: 1-2319 (772 amino acids)
Molecular function (GO): protein binding
Source: RefSeq, a predicted model, not a curated record